AUGGCGGCCAAGAGCGGUGGCUCUGUCGACUGGACAUCGAUUAUAAAGCCAAUUUUAACUGCAUCUUACGGUUCAUUCAACAAAAAUGAGAUUAUCGAGCUCGUGAAAGCAAUUGUUAAAAGUGAAUCCGAAUUUACGUCCCACGAGGAAUCCUACGAGGCCUUUUACACAUCCUUUGCUGCUAUAGUUGCAGAUUACAUCAGUGGUUACGCCAAUUCUCUUUCGAAGAAUCAGGUGCCGCUGGUAUGGCAAGCAUGCAAAAUACUUUUGGUCUACUUGGUGGGGAAGUUGCCCCAGAAUCAGACGCAACCUGGAGAAGGAACGUCGACAAUUCUGACGACGAAACAGCUUCUUUUGGCUAUACGUUCCUUGUGCGUUGGGCAAUCACUUCUCGCGAAAGCUGAGGAGGUGGCUCUAAUUGCAAUUCUGAAAAAUGCGAAAGUGCCAUCAGUCGUUCAACCUUCGUCGACAAACGGAGAAAAGGAAUCGACACCUCAACCCAUCAAGGAAACGAAGAGGACCCGCAGCGAUUUGUCGAGCAAUAUUCUCGAACAAUUGACGAUGCCUCUUCAGGAAUUCAUCCCUUCCAUGUCCGUCAGAAUCGAUGCUACACCUGAUGUUAAUAAAAUCUCAUCCGAGAAUGCUACUAGCGAUCAAGGCUCGGAUAUAAAGAUGAUGUUUAUAGCCAACAAUAUAAGCACCCUUCAAAGCAUCGGCGCUGGGGACACCUUGCUGGACAUGUGCACAAACCUCCCGCACUUGUCUCGCUACACCCGAAAAUACCAAACCUUUAUAAACCGAAAAAGUUUCUGUCUGCCUUCUAAUCACUCGGAGGCUCACACGAUUCGCCACAGCCUUCAUUCGGUAGUGAACGACAUCAACAUUGUCCACAGCGUAGUCUCUUUACCAAUUCUGGAACCCCUGACACCAGCAAAGCUGGAAAAGCUCUCGCUGCUAACCAUGUCGUGUCUUUACUGCUCGAUAGCGAACGCCACAGCCUCGAGUAUAGUCGGAAUAACCAAUGCAGUAUCGCCAAAAUGUAGUACAAAUACGGCAGCCAGUGCUCCCGGGAAUCAGAGUGGCAAGAGUGCCGAGGAGGAAUACGACGCUUUAGCAAUAACCGUAGUCGAGCGGAGUUUAGAAAUCUUCAGUCUAGUCUCAAAUCUAAUUAAAUACAGUACCCGAGCCGGAGGACACAUCCUGCAGAAUCAUCUUCUAAUUGGAGUCUGGCUCCUCGUGGCGGGCCUACAAGCUCAAUUGUCGGUGAGCAGUUUAAGCGCAGCGGACAAAGCCAAGGAGGAGAAGGGCAAAUCGCCGAGUAAGGCGCGCGAUGGAACCGGCAGGAUUAAUUUAAUGAAAGUGCAGCAAGGCUUUGGAGUCUUGUCCGUGGCUCUUGCGUCACACGCUCUCACUUUAAUGAGUGCUCUCUUGGAAGAUGUGUCUGUUGAAGCUGGACCCAAUAGACCGCCAACUCCGGAGCCUGCGCCUCUAGACAUCCUGGCAACUGCCACAGCCUUGCAGCGAGCGGCCACCUUCUUCCAAGCAGCUCCACUCAACCAUUUGCUGUUUUACUUGGCAACGAUCAGUUACCGGAAGGCCUGCACAUUGAAGAGGGUGCAGAAACAUUCACUCGAGGGUGAUACCUUGAGCCAGUCCGACUCGACGACUUACUACGAGGAUCUGUUGAGUUGUUCGGAGAAUUCGGCUGACGAGGAGGAGGACAGUGAGCCGAUUUUGGGACUCUGGUUUGAGGAAACUUUGGCACCUUCCGAUGGAUCGAGCACUAAUACCUCCAAGGAGGCGAACAAUGAGCCCACCGUUGAGAGAGCGACAACUGCCAUUGUGCCUGAUAAUCGUGAACCUCACGGUUACAUUUCCCUCGCGACUCAGAUUUUCCAGUUUAUGAAUCAGCAUUUGCUUGGCAGUCGGAGCAUCUAUGUCAGGGAGUACGUGAUGAAUGGAUUGGUGGAACAGCAGAUGGUGAUUCUGGCGGCGAUCAUCCGGGAUUUGGAUCAUGAAGCUGCAAGAACGGAAACUGGGACAAUUUCAGUUUUCUAUGGUGCAACUCUGGGCGCCAUGUACUCGGAAUUUUCCCAGGCCUUGAGUCUUUAUACGCAUAAUUUGCUGACGAGGAAUACGUUGAGUGAAACUCUGCAAAAUACACUUCUUCAGCAUCUCGGAGUUAGUCCCUGGUCUACGGAGAACGCGAGCACUGCCUCCUGGCCACUUCAGGUUUAUCCGAGAACUCUGAGCGUUCUUGCACAGAUACUUUUGCUCAAACCUCAACUCGAAAAAGAGGCAGCAUGUAUAAGCAUUUGGCACAGAUUAGUCACGACGAUGGUAGAAAAUGUUUGUAAUCCUCCAGCGACUUUUGACGCUGAAAACGAAGACCUGAAUGUGGAACAUGCACAGCUGGUUUUAUUUCUUUUUCAUUCGCUUAAUUUAAUGCAGAAAAAAUCAGUUUUGCUCGUGACCGGAAGUGGAGCUGUUCGUUGCAGCGAAGCUGUUAAGGCUCCGAUGAAAGAUUCACAGAUUCUUCAUCUUUCGCGACUACUGCUUCUGCUCGAGUACAUGAUGAAACAUCUUUAUGAUGCUCCUUCUUCUUUGCUCGAACAAGUGCAAUGGAAUCUUCUGUCUGGAACAAGUUUAGUAUGCGACGCAAAAGAAGGCAAUAAACAAGCCUCGAGAAUCUACACACCCUGGAAGGAAAUCGAGGACAAUUACCGGAAAUUCAGUCCCCAGGAUGAAUUUUCAAUGAAGCCGAGAUUCUACAAUCUGACAGCUUCCGAUUUCAACAAUCAAGACACGCCCAAGCUCGACGGCUUAGCCUGCAACUUUGUCCUCGGAACUCCCGACAAAAUGAAGUACCCUCUUCUUGUAGACGCUCUAAUCGACAUCCUCAACAUCAUCAAUCAAACCUGCAUACCCAGAAAACAAUCUGCAGAUGGCAAGGAGAAAAUGACUUUCACAGGAUUAUGCGCCACUCAAUAUUGCUUCUCGAUCUGUUGGCGAUUGCUCCUCAUGUUGCCGCCAUCCACCGCCUACAUGGACGAACUCGCUCUCGGCGAAGAGAUUCCCGCCACUCCCAUGCUCCUCUAUUCCCUAAUUUGGGGACCCAGAGCCGCCUGCAAAACAUUCACCGGAUGGAUGAAGGAUUGUCUCGUGAAACAGGGAAUGUAUACCCAAUACGCUGAGAAUCUUUUAAAAACAAUUUCCUCGACCGUCACUUCUCUAAAGUACGACGUGACGCUCGCCAAAAAUUCCAUCAAAGCCUUAAUUCCUGAAGUGAACGAUGACAAGGUGAUGCCAAAAGCUUCUCUGCCGAAACUCAGCUCGCUUUGUAUCUUGGCCGCAGUUGUUGGCAAACUUCAAGUUCUGAUGGACGAGAGUUUAUCGAAAACUUGCAACGAUAAUAAUCUCGAAGCUUCGAAAAAUUCGCAGUCGCCGGAAUCGAUUACAUCGAAUAUCAACAAAAUGGUGGUGGAUAUUCUGCCGCAUAUUUUAAAAUUGACGAAAUCCGUAAUCGUCGCUUGUCGAUCCAGCGUUCUUUAUCAUGUUCAGGAUACUUCGGAGGCCCAGAGCAAAUACAGCUUGAGAGACUACACCGUGUUGGAUAUCAUAAUCGCAAUGGACGGUAUUAUUUCGAUGGCUGGUGCCAGUUGGGCACUAGAAACAUCCCUAGUUACAUUAUUACCCAGCACGAUUCGAUCUGCCUUGGAUAAAUGGAAAUCCGUCAAUGUCGCUCAUGUUCCCUGGAAUACUUACGCCAAUGACAUCAUCCCUGCCGAAAGCUACAUCCUAGCAACGAUAAAUCAUCACAUUAAUCCGCUGUCAGAGUUUGGAAUCUUCUCGAUUAAUCCUUCACUCAAGAAUCUGCUCUAUUCGUUAGUCACCUUUAUCAUGGAAUACGUAAAUCCAACGAGUGCUCCCGAGAAUUCCGAGAUUAGGCGGGAAACUAUCGAGCUUCUGAUUCCAUUGACAAUGGAUGCUCGAACCGAGUAUGUUCAGGAAAUGGCGUCCAAGACUUUGGGGAAGAUUCUGGGCGAUGGGGAAAGUGAGGCCCGAUUAUUGAAAGUUCAUCUCUUUGUGCUUUCGUACACCUACAAUCUGAUUGUUGAUUACACAAGUUAUGCGGAGGAGGAGUCGAUCAAUGUGACGAUUGACGAGCAGAUUCUUAAACACUGUAUCAAGUACUGGGAACAUUUGCUAGAGAAGCCCGUUGGAUAUAAAGCUCUUGGUGAAUUUUUCUCACCCGAGUCUAAUCGCACCCUCGUUUCCAUUCUUUUGUCAAUCGCCUCGCCUCAAGCCUCUCAGCAAUUUGGUACUCAUGUUUUGCACUUUUUCAACAAACUUUUCAAGACAGCGGAGAAGGUGAGCGAUUUGAAUUUAGAUCGUCUGUGCAGUUCCGUCUCGAAUCUCGCGAACGUGGAGAAUGACAAGCUUCAAACGUGGCUGAGACAUGUGAUUCUAGGAGCGGCGAAUAUUCCUCCGGCUGCUGUUGUUCAGACACCUGAUGCUGCUAUUACGACAACUGUCGCUGUCAGCGGCACCGAAGAAGCCCAGAAGACUGAGGAGUCGAAUAAUCCCUUUAAUAAUGAGACGAGUUGGCAACCGCUCUUGGUGGAUGGAACUACCACGAAAACUAACAAUCAGGAGUACAAACCUCUUCAGGAGAAUAAUCAACUUUUACAGGCACUGACGAAUUAUAUCGUGAAAGAGAACAGUAUUGUCAGUAGUGGAGUUUCCGUGACAAUGCUCCAGGCGCUGAUUCCCCUCGGCUAUCAUAUCCUGUCGACAGCAAUCGAAGGCGUCAGUUUUCCCGAUCUGAUGCAAGUCAUGUCAACAUUGGCCGACGUUGGAUCCGACAAAGGCCACAAGCUUCUCUUCAAAGCUGCAACUGGCUGGGUGGAAAUUUGCAAGCAGCAACUGAUGAACAAAGAUCCCCAGUCGUUGGACAAGCCCUCGCCCUACACCGAGGCUGGAUGCUGCGUAUUGAAUUAUAUUGCUGAUGUUGUGAGUGCAGUUUGUCCUCAGCAGUUCUCCCUGCAAGAUCGAGCGACAAGUCCACCCUGGGAAGGAGCGACUCCCUUGAAUGACAUCAACGACAGCGACUGGAACGACGAUAUUGCCCACGAGGAUGAUGACUCGGCGGCUGAAGAUUCGGACGAAGACAGUCUGUGCAAUAAACUCUGUACGUUCACGAUCACUCAGAAGGAAUUUAUGAAUCAGCACUGGUACCAUUGUCACGAUUGCAAUAUGGUGGAUGGUGUGGGGGUCUGCACAGUUUGUGCCCGAGUUUGUCAUCGAGGACACGACGUCACCUAUGCGAAAUACGGUAACUUUUUCUGCGAUUGUGGCGCCAAGGAUGAUGCCUCCUGUCAAGCCUUGACAAAACGCAGUCCGCAAAGUUCGGAGCACCAGGUCGCAGGGAAUGCGGCUUCGUAUCUGACCACUGCCGGCACGGACAGUAAUAUGUUGACGAGCAGCCUCAGGAGAAGAGCCUCGAGUCCUCUCAGUUUCAAUGACAAGAGCGAGAGAAGUGGCAGGGACAAACAGAAGCUGGGAAUUCUUGCGAAACAGCUGGAAGGAUCGAAAGAUUGGAUUCUCUCGCAACUCUGGUCGAGUGGUCUCGUCUCGUCACUCGUGGAAUUAACCAGUACUCUAGUUCCCGCUGUGGAAUCCUGCUGUCAGAAGCACUCGGCCGUUGGGUGUCAUUCUCGAGCCCAGAAUGCUCUCAGACAACUUCACACCUUGGACAAGAAAUUUGAGCACACGGAUCAACUGAUGCUGCCGACUUUAGGAUCGCAGGAGGGCGCAUUUGAAAAUGUCAGGAUGAACUAUUCCGGGGAUCAGGGACAGACAAUCAGACAACUUCUCUCUGCUCACAUGAUCAGAAGAGUUGCGAUGUGUUGUCUCUCCUCUCCUUAUGGAAAGCGACAGCACCUCGCUGUCUCGCACGAAAAGGGGAAAAUCACCGUUUUGCAGUUGAGCACUUUGCUGAAACAAGCGGAUUCGUCCAAGAGGAAAUUGACAUUGACGAGAUUAGCUUCAGCGCCGAUUCCUUUCACAGUUCUAUCCGUCACCGGGAAUCAGUGGAACGAAGAUUUCCUCGCGGUCUGUGGACUGAAGGAUUGUCAUGUUCUGACGUUCAACAGUUCCGGAACAGUUUCCGAUCAUUUGGUACUCCAUCCGCAACUGGAGACUGGCAAUUUUAUCAUCAAGCCUCUCUGGCUGCCCGGAUCGCAGACACAACUCGCUCUGGUAACUGCCGAUUUUGUGAAGAUUUACGACUUGAGCAAGGACGCCCUGAGUCCACAGUACUACUUUUUGGUGCCUGCUGGCAAAAUUCGCGAUUGCACCUUCAUUCACGCCGAGGAUGGUAUGUUUCAUCUCUUGCUGAUGUCGUCGGCGGGAUAUAUUUACAGUCAGGCAAUGGACGAGGAGAGUUUGGCCAAGCAUGGGCCCUUUUAUGUGACAAACACUCUCGACAUUUAUCAUCCGGAGAUCAAGGACAAUGGACAGGUUGGAGGAGGAGGCGUGUCGAUUUAUUAUUCCCACGCGUUGCAACUCUUGUUCUUCAGUUACGCCUGCGGCAAGAGCUUUAUCGCGCCCCUGAAGUAUAUGGAUUCGGACAUCACUGUCGUGUUUAUGAUCAAUCUGGCGAAUAAGAACAAUGGGAAUAAAUCGAAUAAUAAUCAACCGCAGCCGCUCUGUCAGUGGAGCGAGAUUGCCAAUCAUCCGGGAUUGGUGUGCUCGGUCUUGCAGAGCAGUAAUAAUCCGGUGAUUCUGAUGAUUAAACCGGAGACGAUUAUGAUCCAGGAGAUCAAGGUUGUGCCGGCAAAAGCGAAGAUUAUGGACAUGGUGGCAAUUAGGCAUCCGAGCUCGAAUGCUGAGCACAGAACGACCCUGAUUUUACUCUGUGAGGAUGGAAGUUUGCGGAUCUAUAUGGCUGCGAUGGACCAGACUGGAUUCUGGAUGUCGCCAAGUGUUCAGCCAGUUGGAACUAUGGCGACGAUCAAGCAGCCGAAGAAGAAGAAGACGGCAAAAGCUGGGAAACCUUCGGGCUCGGUCUCCUUCCCGAUUGAUUUCUUUGAACAUACCCAGGCGAUGAAUGAUGUGGAGUUUGGCGGGAAUGAUCUGCUCCAGGUGUAUAAUGUGGCGCAGAUUAAACAUCGACUGAAUACGACAGGAAUGUAUGUGGCUUCGACGCGAUCUCUUGGAUUCAAUGUCGAAGUGGUCAACAAUGAUCCGACUCUAGUCAUGACGGGAUUUCGAGUACAGCUGGGAAAUCAGGAUAUUCAGAGGGCGCCACUUUUUGUUGAGAUUUUUGGCAGAAAUGUACGAAUUGCGCUCACUAGGAGUAGAUGGUUCGAUAUUCCUUUAACAAGAGAGGAAAGUCUACAAGCGGAUAAAAAAUUAGUUGUCACUUUCGGUCCAUCUCAGGAUGCUGAGGGCGUUAUUAUGGUGGAUUCGAUUAAAGUAUACGGAAAAACUAAAGAUGCUUUCGGUUGGCCUGAGGAAACCGAAGAAAUUCCUGCUGGACAAUCAACUCCAGCGCCAGUAACAUCCGGUGCACCAGUCAACAACGAAAACGAAAGUGCUCAUGUCUCCCCGAUUCCACUCACAUCCAUCGACAAAAUGACGUCCAGUAUCCUCGAAGUUCUUGUUUCGUCCUUCACUCUCUCUUCUAACGACGAGACGAAAACUUCUCUGAGGUCUACGGCAGUCGAGGUUGCAUCGAAUCUUUUGACUCUACCCACACCACCACAGGUGCAAAUUCACACAACUGCACUUCUGGCGGCUCUACACCAUUCCAAAUUGUCAUACCAUUCUCACAAGGAUCAAGUUCUACUCUCGCAUGUGCUCGAGGCUUUGAAUUCGAUGCAAAAAAUUAGCGAUCCACGUGACAUUGAUGCUGAGAACUUUUAUCGACUUGUACUUAUUGUGAGAAACAUCGCAGUCGCUCGUCCGAAUAAUUUGGCGAAGUUUGCAGAACAACAUGCAUCGAAACCCAUUGAUGUAUCGAGCAUACCAGUUUUUGAGAAAGACCGAUUGGAUUCACAGCCGAGCUUGGAAAAAAGUUCGCACUUGGUGGUACAACUGAUGGAUGUUUUAUGGGCCUUGCAUGCCGCUUAUCCAAAAAAUAUGGCCCUGGCUCCCGUCGUAGUUCCUGGAUUAACGCACACGGAAGCUACGAUUUACGCAAUUGUCGAAAUAAUUCACGCCUUCACAACCUGCGACGUCGAAGGAAAUACUCCUUUGGCCGCGAAACUCUACCUCCAAUUGCUACUGGCUUCUGACACUAGUAUCAGCUUUAGUGCCAAACAUGCGAUUAUCAGGGUCUUGAGGCCCCGGUACAAACGAAGAAGGGUCUUCAUACCGAGUCCACCACGUUGCAGUACUCCAGGUGCUCCAUUGGAACCAGAAGAUAAACCAGAAUCAAUCUCUGCUCAACCAUCCCAAGAAUCUGCCGAAGCGGAGCAACAAUACGAGAUUGAGGCCGUCUAUCCGAUGGGUUUGCAGGGUGAGGACGGGAACCAAGCGGCCGGAGGUCGAGCGGGUAAUCAUCCUCUGGAAGCUCUGCUCGGCCCGGGUGCAUUUCCCCAAUUAAUGGACAUAGCUCCAGCGGAUGAUGACGAGGUGAUGGUGGAAUUGGCAAUCGCUCUGAGUUUGCAGGACCAGCAGGGAGGUGUAGGUAAUCAAGGUCCUGCGCAAGGAUUGCAGCAAGGACUAGCCAACAUUCCAGGUCUGCAGGGUCUGGAGAAUUUGAGUGGGUCUGAGCUGGAACGAAUUCAGGCUCUUGCACUUCAGGGUCUCUCGAAUGCCGUUGAACGGUUGAACGUCGCCGUGAUGGGUCAGGAGGGUAGUCAUUAUUCUGAUACAACCGCGUCUGCUGGCGGCUCUGAUGACGAGGGCUCAACGGCAGCAACCGAGGGCAGUACUUUGCGAACUUCUCCAGCCGAGCAGGGUGGAAGCGGUGGAAGUGCUGGGAGUAAAGGCAGUGAAAGCGGCGGAAGUGGAAGUGAGUCGGGAGGUAGUGCAGUUGACAGUAUAACUGGCGAACACAACGUUUCGGGAAGAAGUUCCGCGUAUGGAGACAAUGCGCCCGAAAGCAUCCCUCCUAUGAUUGUUCAGCCGCCUCGUUCCGAAACUAGUUCUGUCGGUGCCCCAGCGACUUUCAGUAUUAACGAACAAGAGGAGAGUCAAGAGCGAGAACGUGCACUGAUACAGGAGAUAGAUACCCUGAGUGAAAAUACAACGAAUCUCCACGAUGUGCGACUAUUGUUGCUUGAUAAGCUAUUGCAGUUUAUUCCCGAGUUGACUAAUGUUUCAGGCGUACUUGCAAUUCCCUUCAUGCAGGUGAUUCUGAUGCUCACUGCUGAUCUGGAUGGUCAGGAUGAGAGAGACAGAGGCUGUGUCGAGAGAUUGUUGCGUGUUCUGGUGAAAGAAUUGGAAAUGGAGAAUCCUGACACGAGUGACAUAUGCCAACGUAGCAAUAAACGGGAAGUUCACCUUGUGAUAAUGCGUUUGCUGAGUGUCUUGAUGUCAAGAUCAAAGUGCAGCUCAAAGGGCCAAUCUGACAAUCCAAACUUUGUGUCGCAGACAACAGCAGCCAUUCUGAGCAGUGCAGGAGUUAUUGAUUAUUGUUUGAAUUUGCUAAAAGCCUUACUUGAAUACUGGAAAAACACUUCGACUGAAGACGCCGGAAAUAUUAUUGGGGGACAGUUGCUCAAAGACAAUCUCAUCAGUUCUCCGCCUGAUAUGUCGCCUUUCUUCUUGAGACAAUAUGUCAAAGGACAUGCUAGCGACGUUUUCGAACCCUAUCCUCAAUUAUUAACGGAAAUGGCACUCAAGCUGCCUUAUCAAGUUCACAAAUAUGCCGAAAACACUGCUGUUCAGCCGGAUUUUGAACAGCAGGCGUGGUACUACUAUCUCUGCGAGUACAUGAUGUCUUAUCAAACGCCUUUCGUUCGACGACAAGUUCGCAAACUCUUGCUCUUCAUCUGUGGAAAUAAGGAGAAGUAUCGUCAAUUGAGAGACCUGCACGCUCUAGUUUCUCAUGUGCAAUCAGUCCAGCAAUGCUGCAACACCGGUGGCUAUGAUCCCCUACAAUCUCAUCCAGUCGCAAUAAAUUUGCCCUAUGAUUCACUUGUCGAGCUGAUCGAGCAUCUCAAGUGUUGUGUGGAAGUGGCAACUAGUCGAACCGGAAACUGGCAAAGAUUUUGCUCCAAGCAAAACACAGUUCUCUCCUAUCUCUUCACGAUCUCGACCCUUCUCGACGAGGGUGUCAGUCCCACAGUUCUUCAAUUGCUUCAGUGUGCGAUUUGCUCCAGCAAAUCUAAGGACGCGAAAGCCAAGGAUUCAAAGUCAAGUUCGACGAAGGAGAGGAGGGACCGCGAGAAAUCGGAAGAUUCCGAUACAGAGGCCAAAUUUGAAGAGGCUCAGUGCGUUUCCCUGGUCGAGCAGAUUCAGCAACAAGUUUCCCCGGGUCUCCUGACCAAAUUCAUCCAGACUUUCCUCCUCGAGGCAAACAAUACCAAUGUUCGUUGGCAGGCACACUCUCUGAUUCUCGCCAUCUACAAGAAUUGCGGCCCAUCAAAUCAGGAGGUUCUUCUGGAUCUUCUCUGGCGACUGUGGCCACUUCUUCCCAUGUACGGGAGAAAGGCGGCUCAAUUUGUUGAUCUUCUUGGCUACUUUUCCCUGAAAACUCCCCAUACGGGUAAUAAAAUGCACGCCUACAUGGAGCAGGCAGUCGCGGUUCUUCACGCCCAGAAUCAAUUGUUGUCGCGUCAUCCGAACGCAAAUCUCUACGCCAAUCUCGCCCAAUUUGUAGAACUCGACGGCUACUAUCUGGAGAGUGAGCCCUGUCUUGUCUGCAAUAAUCCCGAGGUGCCAAUGUCGACGAUUAAACUCUCGUCGAUCAAGGUCGACUCGAAAUUCACGACGACGACGCAGAUUGUGAAACUUGUCGGCAGUCAUACAAUCAGUCGCAUUAUUUUGCGAAUUGGGGACUUGAAGAGGACAAAGAUGGUGCGGACGAUUAAUGUUUUCUACAAUAACAGAUCCGUCCAGGCUGUUGUCGAGCUGAAAAAUAAACCCGCCAUGUGGCACAAGGCGAAAAAGAUUACCCUCGCCCAGGGCCAGACCGAGAUUAAAAUUGAAUUUCCACUGCCGAUAGUCGCCUGCAAUUUGAUGAUUGAGUACGCCGAUUUCUAUGAAAAUAUUCAGGCAUCGUCGGAGACUCUCCAGUGUCCUCGAUGUUCAGCGAGUGUGCCCGCAAAUCCAGGCGUUUGCGCAAACUGUGGUGAAAAUGUUUUCCAAUGUCACAAGUGUCGAGCGAUCAACUACGACGAGAAGGAUCCGUUUCUGUGUCAUGCCUGCGGCUUCUGUAAAUAUGCCAAGUUUGAUUAUACCCUGACGGGGCGGCCCUGCUGUGCCGUCGAUCCUAUAGAGAGCGACGAGGAUCGGAAGAAAACAGUGGCGACGAUCAAUACCCUUUUGGAGAAAGCCGACAGGGUUUACAAGAGUUUGAUUUCGAAUAAACCGACCUUGGAGAUGUUUCUGGUCAAGAUUUCCGAGCACCGGUCAGACAGGAGCUUGGAGGAAGGAGUCCAGGUCGCUGGAAGUACCCAGGUCAAUCGAGCGAUUCAACUUCUUGCUCAAAAGUAUUGCGGCGAGUGUAAAACUUCGUUUGAGGAACUGAGCAAAAUCAUACAGCGUGUGCUCGCUUGUCGGCGCGAAUUGGUCGCGUAUGAUCGGAACCAGAGGGGACAGACUGUGAUCCAGUAUCAUCAGGCCUCGACUUCCGAUGGAUCAGUCCGGGACGAGCCGAUUGCUCCGAAUGCGGGACGAUGUUACGGAUGUGCGUCAGCCGCCACGGAACACUGUUUGACGCUUCUUCGUGCCUUGGCAACGAACACAGCGGCGAGGGAAGUCUUGUGCAAGCAGGGACUCAUUCAGGAACUGGUGGAGAAUAAUUUGCGAAAGGGAACGGUUCAAGUUCAGGAGGAGGUGCGACAGCUGCUCUGUCUAGUGACGCGGGACAAUUGCGACUCGACAAAGGAACUCUGUCUGCUCUUGGCCAAUCGGGUCACGAUGACUCUUCAAGGCCGAGUAGCCACUCACGAUUUAUCGAUGGCAGUUCGCCACGAGAUGGCACUACUCGCUGCUCUCGUACAAAAGGAGGAUUCAUGCUGGGAGCAGAAACUCAGAUGUGUGAUGCAGCUUUUCCUGCUUGCCUGCAAAGACUCGAAGAGUCCGGUCGUGAUGGAGAGUAUAAUUCUGCCGUGUAUGAAGAUUCUGCAGGGUGUGAUCAAACCGGAACAGCCUCUCUCGAAGAAGAACAAGGACAAGAGUGUGGAGUCGCUGGCGACGAUACAGCCACCGCCGGGCAUUAGUAUUGAUAUUGGGAGAUGGUUGAGUGGUGAUGCGAAGCACGCGUAUUCUGACUGGUUGGAAAAAAUGCCACUGAAGAAGUCGGAGGCCGGACCUAGCAAACAGCUGACGAAAGAGGAGGCGAGGAUUCUUUAUCUGAUGGAGAAGUAUGGACAUCGCUGGCACAACAGGUGUCAUCGGCUGCGGGACGUGAAACCGUUGAAGCUGGUCGAUGAGGCCUGGCUGAAGGAGGUUUUGUUCAAUCCUAGUUCGAGGCUCGCGAGACAAGUGGCCUGCACAAUGGUCGAGAGUCUCUGUCAGGGAAUCGAGAGGAAGAAGGAGCUUUUGGUCCUUCUGACCAAUUAUCUUGAGGAAGUUCACGCGGCUGGUGAAAGCAGCGCCGAGUUUCUCUCCCUCUAUCAAAGUCUGAUCAGACAGUCGCCCUGGAAACAGUUUCUGGCGGUGAGAGGCGUUUUGACACUUCUUGCUGAAUUGCUGACUAGAGAGAUAGAGGAGCUGCAUCGGUUGGAGGAGACAACCCUCACGAGUGAUCUCGCCCAGGGUUAUUCCCUCAAAAUGCUGACCGAACUUUUGGCGACUUUCCUGGAGCAGGAUAAUAUCAAGCAGCAUUAUAAGGGACGACUGGUGGGUGCUGUUCUCAAUGGAUAUUUGUCGCUGAGACGAUUGGUUGUUCAGAGAACGAGGCUGAUUGAUGACACUCAGGAGAAGCUGCUCGAACUCUUGGAGGAGAUGACAACUGGAACGGAGGAAGAGACCAAGGCCUUUAUGGCGGUUUGCGUUGAAACUGUGCAGAAGUAUAGUCCACAGGAUGUGAGAACACCCGUCUUCAUCUUCGAAAGGCUUUGCUCGAUUAUUUAUCCGGAGGAGAACGACGUCGGGGAAUUCUUCCUGACGUUGGAAAAGGAUCCUCAGCAGGAGGACUUCCUUCAAGGAAGAAUGUUGGGCAAUCCUUACAGCAGUCUGGAACUUGGACUUGGUCCCUUGAUGAGGGACGUGAAAAAUAAGAUCUGCCAGGAUUGCGAACUCGUCGCGCUUUUGGAAGACGACAACGGAAUGGAACUUCUUGUAAAUAACAAAAUUAUCAGUCUCGAUCUGCCCGUGAAGGAGGUGUACAAAAAGAUUUGGGUGGUAGAGGGCGGCGAGUGCGACGCGAUGAGGGUUGUCUACCGGAUGAGAGGACUUCUCGGUGAUGCCACGGAGGAGUUUGUAGAGACCUUGAACGCGAGCACCGAGCAGGAAGUGAAUAACGAGGAGGUGUACAAAAUGGCAAACGUCUUGGCCGAUUGCGGAGGAUUGGAAGUGAUGCUGGAUCGACUUGCUGCAAUACAGGACGUCAGCCGAGCAAGGCCUCUGCUCCAGGUUCUUCUGAAGCUCUUCCGUUUGUCGGUGAAGGUCAAAAGGAACCAGGAAGUUCUCAGUCGGCCAGAAUUGAAAGCCGUUUCCGUGCUGUUGGAUGUUCUGCAGAGGUGUUUGGAAACAGAAUCGGACAGCUCGCAAGCCAAAGUCACCGAGCAGCUGCUGGACAUCAUGGAAAAUAUUUUGGCGAACGCUGCUGCACAGCCUCUCAGUUCCUUCGAGGCGUUUUCAAAGACUUUGGGCGGAGUUGCGCACAUCAAGGCGCUUCUCUCCUGCACACAAUCAGCCGCUGUCAGGCAGAGUCACAGUGUUCUGAUGCAUCUGGCCAGGGUUUUGGCGGCUCUCACCUACGGCAAUUCAGAGAAAAUGGCUCUGCUGUGUGACCACUUUAAGCCAGUAUUGAACUUUUACAAAUUCGACUUUGAGCACACGACCGAGGACGAGCAAAAGUUGGAGCUGUUCUGCAUUCUAACCCAGGGUAUUGAGAGGAACGCAAUUGGUAACACGUUGAAGGACCAUAUUAUGGGAAUGGGCAUUGUCAAGGACGCGUUUGAGUAUAUAACGAUGCACGCGCCUUGUGUGAAACCAACACUGGUGAGGACCGACAGUGACGAGCUGAAAGAGUUUAUAUCGAAACCGGCAUUGAAGUACAUCUUGAGAUUCCUGACGGGACUCGCGACUGAUCACGAGCCAACCCAGUUGGCCGUUUCGCAAGUGAUCAUCAGCAUCAUUCACAGAUUGGAGCAGGUGUCGUCGGACGAGCAUGUCGGUUCGUUGGCCGAGAACUUGCUGGAAGCGCUGCGCACGAAUAAGAAAGUGUCCGAGUUGAUUGAGGAGGUGCGACAACACACGAGGAGCGAGAAGAAGAGGCUGGCGAUGGCGAUGCGGGAGAGGCAGUUGGGCGCGCUCGGGAUGCGAACGAAUGACAAGGGUCAGGUGACGGCCAGCGGAACGAUUCUUCAGCAGAUGGAGGAUUUGGGCGAUGAGACGGGACUUGUCUGUGUCAUUUGUCGGGAGGGCUACAAGUUUAAGCCCAACAUGGUGCUGGGAAUUUACACGUUCACGAAGCGCUGCAAUGUCGAGGAGUUUGAGACGAAGCAGAGGAAAACGGUGGGCUACACGACAGUGACGCACUUUAAUGUGGUGCAUGUGGAUUGUCACAUGUCGGCGGUUCGAUUGGCACGGGCACGAGACGAGUGGGAGAGUGCUGCCCUGCAAAAUGCCAACACAAAGUGCAAUGGUUUGCUGCCACUGUGGGGACCGCAAGUUCCGGAAUCGGCAUUUGCCAGCUGUCUGGCACGACACAAUACUUAUUUGCAAGAGUGUACAGGACAUCGGGACAUCUCGUAUUCGUCGACAAUCCACGACUUGAAGUUGCUUCUGCUGCGAUUCGCUCAGGAGAAGAGCUUCCACGAGGACACGGGCGGAGGUGGACCACAGUCGAAUAUGCACAUAAUACCUUACCUUAUUCACAUGGCUCUCUAUGUCAUCAAUACAACAAGAUCGGCAUCGAGAGAAGAGAAGGCGCACAUGUCCUACUUACAAUCGUCAGCUAGUCCGUCGUGGCUUGAGAGUGUUUAUGAAUCCGACGGUCCGUUUUAUCAGUGCACUCUCUCGCUCCUCUUAAUGACACCCGCACGAUGGAAUAUAUUCAGAGUCACCCAUUUGAGGAGGCUUUUAAUUCUCGCUCAACAGAGAUACAUUUCUCCCUCGUCCUCUACUAAAACUCUAUCCGACUCGACCGUCAAAGAUUACUCCGUUUACAAGAGUGCCCUCGUCUUUUUCGGUCUUGUCGACUGCAUAUACAAUAACUUUUUCAAGAAAGCCAACGUCUCAUCAGAUGAUCAAUGGCCGUCAAUUUUAGCUGAAUAUAUUAGGCACAAUGAUGAGGCUUUGCUCAAAGCUUCGGAACGCGUUUUGGCAACGUACAGAGAUGAACUGUUGCCUUGCGAAUCAUUUGAAGAAUUUUGUGAUGUUGCGGGUUUAAUCGACGAAAUAACUGAUCCCUCGUCGUUUAUAAGCGAAGUUCUGCAAGAGCUCGCUUAGAGUGAUUGGAAACACGUUCCCUCCUGAAACGCUUUCUUACAUCCCCGAUUUUUCGAGUGCGAAAAGAAAAAACCCGAGUGCAUAUUUUUAGUUUUUUAUGACACGAACGGAAGUGGCUUAGCGAAGCCCUUGAUUAUUGUGAAAAUUGUCCAAAUGUCGCCAGACUGGAAUACAUCAUUGUGUAUGUUGAUACUAAUGAAUUUGUAUGAGGAUCGACUUUGAAUGGCGUUCUUAUUUAUAUAUAAGCCUGUACGAAUUAUAAAGAUAAAAAUUGUGCUUUAGCGAAAUUCGAUAUAAUAAAAUGUUUGCAGAUGUUAA
Belonocnema kinseyi is the source of this 16116-nucleotide messenger RNA. RefSeq names its product E3 ubiquitin-protein ligase UBR4 (gene poe). The record is from RefSeq and is a predicted model, not a curated record. The transcript is spliced from 17 exons. Gene Ontology annotation, molecular function: zinc ion binding. Lineage: Eukaryota; Metazoa; Arthropoda; Insecta; Hymenoptera; Cynipidae. Bases 1 to 15798 code for a protein of 5265 amino acids.